CGACCUGCUGUUUACUUCCAUAUACAGGCUAGCAUGUACGGUAAAUAUGCUACCCCCGGUCAGGCGUGCCAUUUGCGAGGAAGUGUCGCCACAACAUCCAUCCAUGGCAACCGCCUUUGUGGACAUAGAAGCAAUGUGAUAGGCGGCACCGUAUGCCGUUCGCUCUCAACAACCCAAGCAAGCCAAGACGCCGGUGCAGAAGCUGCUACUGUUCAAAGUGAAAGCGAACGCCUGGUGCGGCGGGGACCUAUCACAGCGGAUCUGGUUCGGGACCACAGCACACUCUUCUCCUCGCUGCUUUCUGAAUACGCGUAUCAAGUAAAGGAUGAGUGGGUCAGCGGCAGCAUCCCGCCCGACCUGUGUGGCACCUACUUCCGCAACGGCCCCGGAUUGCAGGUUUCCAAUCCGCGCUACCGCCGCCAUACCUUCGACGGCGACGGCAUGGUGCUCAGUCUGGGCUUCAGGGGGGGGCGCGCGUACUUCCGCAACCGCUUCGUGAGGACGGAGGGGUUCGUGCGGGAGCAGGCCGCGGGCAGGCUGCUGUUCCGCAACUCCUUCACCCGAGGUGCCGCCGACGGCUCCCCCUUCUUCAACCCCUUCGACCUCAACUUCAAGAACGUGGCCAACACCGGAGUGCUGUCAUGGGCGCAGCAGCUGUGGGCGCUGUGGGAGGGGGGGCUGCCGUACCGUUUGGAUCCGGUCAGCUUGGAAACGUACGGCGAGAGCCGUCUGGGUGGCUCCCUGCCGCCUGACGUCAGCACCUUCUCAGCGCACUUCCGCAUCAUGCCGCCGUCAUCAGCCCCUCCUGCUGCUGGUGCUACAGCUGCUGCUACUGCUGCUACUGCGGGUGCAGCUACUGCUGCUACUGCGGGUGCCGCUACAGGCAGUUCACAUGGCGUCAACACAUCAGCAGCAGCGGCAGCAGCAGCAGGCGCAGCGGGAGGGCACACCGAGGGCGGGGGUCGGCGCUGGGUGGCCUUCUCCACCUCCCCGGCGGGACUGGGUCGGAGUGCUGGGAUCGUAUUUUACGAGUUUGCGGAGGGGGAGGCAGGCGGGCAGGGAGAGGGGAAGGCGAAUGGAGAAGGAUGCGGACCCAAGCUCCUGCAUGAGACGAGAUACGAGCUGAAGGACGUGUUGGUGCCCUUCAUCCACGACCUCCUGGUGUCCGAGCACUACUACAUCGUCGUACUCAGCCCCGUGCGGUUCGACACGCGCAAGUUCGCCACCCGCUACCUGCUGAGUCGCUGCUCCAUCGCGGAGUGCCUGGUGUAUGAGGGAGGGGGCGAUGGGGGUGGGGGUGGUGGGGGCGGCAAGGACAGCAGCAAUGGCAGCAGCAGUAGCAACGGCAGCAGUAGCAAUGUUCAUGCCCGUGGGGGAGGUGGAGGCGCCCCCUCUCGAGUGGUGCUGGUGCCCAGACCGGGGAGGCCCAGUGGGAAAGUGUUGCGCCCCCGGGAGUUGUCCGCGCCCCCCUCCUUCAUCUUCCACCACGUGAAUGCAUUCGAGGCUGACAAGCCACCCACCCGGGGGGCGGCAUCCCAGGCAGCCACCCAGGAAGACGAAGAGCCGCUGGUGGUGAUCGACACGAUAGCCUGGCAGGACGUGUCCUUCAGCGUCAACCAAUACACCUACGGCCCCGAUUACUACACUGGCGGCUGCCGCUCGCACCUCACUCGCCUGGUGUGCGAUCCCUCCACCUGCGCCGUCACUUCGCACCGGCUGAUGCGGCGAACCGCGGAGUUCCCAGUCGUUGACCCACGGGUCGUGGGUCGGCCGCACCGCAUGCUGUGGGCCGCAUGCGACGCGGUGGACGAUGAGGUGCACUGGGGCCCGGGGCAGGCACUGGUGCGGGUGGAGGUGGAUCCCGGGUUGGGGCUGGGAGCGGCGGAGGCGGAGACGGAGGAGAUGGGAGGGCAGGCGGCGUCGGAGGGGCGGCGAGCGACGACGGAGGGCGGCAGUGGGCGGCUGAGUGGACGUGAUGGUGUGGCGGAGGGAGUCAAGACGGAUGUGUGGUAUGCGGGCGACCGUCGCUUCGUGGGAGAGCCCAUCUUCAUUCCGCGAUCCGGCAACCCCGCCGGGCAGCAGCGGGGCUCACCAGUUGGUAAGGCCGGGGCUGCUGCUCCUGCUGCUGCUUCUGCUCCUGCUGGUGCGGCGGAGGGCCCGGCGGCUGCUACUGCUGCUGCCGCUGCUGCUGAGGAGGAGGAGGAGGGCGCCGGCUGGUUGCUUGCAGUGGUGCACGACGCGGCUAGUCAGGUGGGGGAGGUGGUGAUCCUGGACGCGAUGCGGCUGGGUGAGGGGCCGCGA
Astrephomene gubernaculifera is the source of this 2301-nucleotide messenger RNA. NCBI's taxonomy places the organism in Eukaryota, Viridiplantae, Chlorophyta, Chlorophyceae, Chlamydomonadales, Astrephomenaceae. The record is from the annotation of a GenBank genome assembly.